Molecule: messenger RNA, 1377 nt
Organism: Spodoptera littoralis (African cotton leafworm)
Lineage: Eukaryota; Metazoa; Arthropoda; Insecta; Lepidoptera; Noctuidae
Source: the annotation of a GenBank genome assembly
AUGUUAAGAGGAAGAGUAAAACAUUUACUACACUGCACAUUUUUCAUAUUAUUUAUAUUCAAUUUUCUUGUAUUUGCUGGAGCUAUACGUUUAGAUGACAAAGAGAAGGAAAGUUUUGAUCCUCUGGAGAGAUAUGGGGUGCAUGGAGCAAUCAUUUUAUACCUAUUGAGACUUUUUACCCUCUUAACAAUACCUCAAGUCCUGUGCAAUUUUGCAGGAUUGACAUUAUUCAAUGCUUUUCCUGGAAAUGUCAAACUUAAAGGUUCUCCAUUGCUUGCACCUUUCAUCUGUAUCAGGAUUGUGACUCGAGGAGACUUUCCAAAAUUAGUAAGAGAUAAUGUAACUAGAAAUAUGAACACAUGCAUUGAUGUGGGGAUGGAAAAUUUCAUGAUUGAAGUUGUGACUGACAAAGCAAUUAAUUUACCAAAGCACAGAAGAGUUAGAGAAGUGGUUGUGCCAGCCGAAUAUAAGACUAAAUCAGGUGCUUUAUUUAAAUCAAGAGCAUUGCAGUAUUGUUUGGAAGACAAUGUUAAUAUACUCGCUGAAAAUGAUUGGAUUGUGCAUUUAGAUGAAGAAACACUGUUGACUGAUAAUUGUGUGAGGGGUAUACUUAACUUUGUGCUGGAUGGCCAACAUCAGUUUGGUCAAGGACUGAUCACAUAUGCUAAUGAACACAUUGUAAACUGGCUGACUACACUAGCUGAUAGUUUCCGCGUUGCUGAUGAUAUGGGAAAGCUAAGGCUACAAUUCUACUUGUUCCACAAGCCACUCUUCAGUUGGAAAGGUUCAUAUGUUGUAACACAAGUAAGUGCUGAAAAGAAGGUGUCUUUUGACAAUGGACUUGAUGGAUCAGUAGCAGAAGACUGUUAUUUUGCUAUGAAAGCCUAUAAAGAAGGCUAUACUUUUAACUUUAUUGAAGGAGAAAUGUGGGAAAAGUCACCAUUUUCACUGUGGGAUUUCAUGCAACAAAGAAAGAGAUGGAUUCAAGGAAUACUUUUAGUAGUACAUUCUAAAGAAAUUCCUCUGUUACAUAAAAUCUUUCUGGCAGUAUCCUGUUACUCUUGGGUGACCUUGCCUCUAUCAACCAGCAAUGUUUUCUUAGCAGCUGUGUGUCCUAUACCUUGUCCACAGGUUUUGGACAUAAUAUGCGGGUUUAUAGGUGCUGUGAAUAUUUAUAUGUAUAUCUUUGGUGUGCUUAAAUCAUUCCCAUUACAUAGAUUUGGUCCAGUAAGGUUCUUUUUGCUUAUUGGUGGUGCAUUGGCUACCAUACCAUUCAAUAUUAUUAUUGAAAAUGUUGCUGUGAUUUGGGGAGUGUUAGGUAAAAAGCACAAAUUUUAUAUAGUUAACAAGGAAAUUAAGAUACCAGUGACUGUAUGA